AUACCGCGCUCGACUGUUAUCGGUCGCGAUUAACACCCAUCGCGAGACGCCGUUAUCGCGGUUUAGUAAAUGUCGAACGGGUCGCGAUAGAAAUUCGUGUACCGUGUACUCAUCGUCGGGAAAUUCGCGCCGUACGAACUGGUUCGACGUUUCCGCGAAAACGAUCAGUUCUUCAAAACGCGACUAGUCGUUAUAUGAAGGCGGUCGCGAAAACUUUCGCCAUUCAAAGACGUAAACGAAAAGUUUAUGUCGAUAAACGUUUGAUCCCGACGCGAGAUAGUGCAAACGAAAAUACAAGAUACAACGCGAGAUGAAGUAGAGAGCGUUUAUCGCCUUGGCCUGCUGCGUAGACACCUGGCGAACAUUAUGGAGGAGAUCGCGAAUACUGAAGUCAGUCGCGUUAAUGAUGAAGGCACGGACAUCCCUUCGGAGGAGAACAAAGAGCGCGAACCUCAGAUGAAUAUCGAUUCAAAACAGAGCAUGGUUACGAUAACUUUUGGAAAACGCGUCGAGGAAGCGACUCUACCGCCCGAAGAAGAACCGCCGGAGGUAGGAGAGGUUGAACCGGUAUCGGAGGACCGCGAACAAGAUGACAAAUGCGAAUACAAACACAAAACUGAGGUAUAUAUCAAACUAAGCGACGCGGAACAAAGCGUAACGCAACCAAAAAGCGAGGAAGAAACACAACCCGUUGCGUCGCCAGACGAAGAAGACGACUGGAAGAGGUCCAAAGGCUUAAACUUGAGGUCGAUGUUGAAGAGCAGCUUCAGAAGGGAACGGCCGACGACGCCGACCAGCCCGACGGCGGUGCUCGACGAGGAGUACCAAGACGACGACGUCGAGCUGAGAAGAUCGAAAUUUUCCAAUUUUAAGCACGCGUUGAGGAACAGCUUCAAGCUGCGCGCCGACGAGAGGCUGUCGACCGAAUUCAGAAAGGAAGAACCCGGAAAGCGAUCUGAAGAAGACGAAGAAACGAAAAUUGCGGCGACGUGUUCGGAGACGGAGGAAGAGGCGGAACUUAGGAGAGCGAAGCGUGUCAAUUUGAAGCUGGUGCUGGCCAAAGGGUUCAACAAACGUCUCUGGAAGGGCACGACGAAGAAGAGCAGACUCGACGGCGAAUGUGAUCUGAUAGAGAGGGAGUCCCCCAUUAGGCGGUUUAGGGAGAUCUCUGAGAACCUCAUACAGUACCAAUCGUUCGCUGGACUAUUAAUGCAACCACCCACUCCGUUGCUGGUGGAGGACCCCCCGAGUAGCGAGGAUGGCGCCGACGACGACGUAAAAAGCCAGAGUCUUCUUAAUGGGUCGUCGGGAAAUUUCGGGAGCGCUGGGCCCCGGUCCGCUCCGACGACGCCGCAGGGUCUACUUGGCGCGUCCCCCGCGGGGCUCCCGGAGCCCCCCGCCAGUCCUUCCAUCCAGCGAAGCCCUAGCCAUUCCGUCUUCAAUAAAAUCGAUAAGACUUCUCUGAAACACCUAUCGACGAGUACGCCGAUAAUGACGGCCCAGGGCCAGCUGAACGAGCCGCCCAGCCCGAAGGCCGCCAAAGAUCCCAAGGUGCACACCACGUCCAAGGGCAGACAGAAGAAGUUCCUGAGGCACUUUCCCAACGUCGAGGACGACGAGAAGGUGCUCAACCACUACUCGUGCGCCCUCAUCGGCGACAUCCUCCUCCAGGGUCACCUCUACAUCACCAAGAACUACUUCGCGUUCUACUCGAACGUCUUCGGCUACGUCACUAAGCUCUUGAUACCGAUACUGACCGUGGAGGACAUCACCAAAGAGAAAACGGCGAGGAUCAUACCUAACGCGAUCGGGGUGGUAACUGGCGAAGACAAGCACAUAUUCGGUAGCCUGAUGACACGCGACAGCACCCUCGCCUACAUGCGGACCGUAUGGCAAAAGGCCAAGAGCGAGGAAAUCAUUCCGGAACCGGAAAUGGACCCGGAGGACGCGGAUUCGUCCGAGUCCGGGGAAAGCGGUAGGGAUUCUCCCGUGCCUGAGGUCGCGUCGUCGCCGUCGCCCAAGUUCGCGCUGAUGAGGAAAGCGGAAAAGGAGAACCGAAGUCAGACCGACAUCUCCGGAUCGGCGCUCGAGAGGAAAGGUUCCGGCGGCUUCGUCCGCACCCUGAAGGAGGCCAUCGCCGAAUUUAGGAAGCUGCCUAGGCAGAACCUGAUACUGGUCGCUACCACUCUUCUUCUGAUCUUGCUGUUUCUUUCCGCCGCCGUCUUGUUGUACCGGAUAAAUAAAAUACAAAACAGAUUUUCAUGGUCAUUGCAAGAGAACCCAGCAAACGAGGGUAACCGUGACAUCUACGGCGAGGUGCUGAAGUGGCAAGCCCAACUGCAUUCCCAAUCGGCCGAUGCCGUGAAUACUUUGCUAGAUUCGAACCUAGGUCAAAUUUCGAAGGUGAGGCAGAGCCUGGAAGCGCUGUCGAUGCUGCUGACGCAGAACGAGCUCCCCGCGGAUGGUAAAGAUGACGCGACGACGAAACAGAGCACGUCCGGCGACACCGUCGGAGAGGUGACCAAAAGUUAGCAGAACGGCGUCCUCGCUGAAGAAAAGUGAAACCGGAUCAGUAUUUAUGCGGAGCAAGUGACGAAUAUAUGCUUGUUGGUAAAGUUGAUCUGGGGCACUUCGAAAGAUGCCCGAUUUUCCGUUAGAAUUACCGAAUGUCGCGAUGAUUAGCGAUAAGCGAGGCCCUUCAUUCACUUGACCAACGAGACUAAAAAUUGCCUGUAACUUUGAACGUGCACCUUACAUAUUGCCACAUUAUAAUGGUUAUUCGAAUGUUUAUGCUCAUACACUUGUAACUAUUUCGUGAAAAACAUUUGAAACAGCCAUUCUAGUUUUAACGAUUCUUUUGCCAUUUAUAAAAGGGAAUGUUACCUGGCAAAGGGUAGACAUUUCUUUUAAAUAUAGAAUUAAGGUAAGCACAUAGAGAAAACAAAGUGUAAGCUCAAUUUUUGGUCAAAAUUGUUACCAUUCAAAUCUUAGGCAAACCUAUGCCGGUUGUAAAAGUUCCGGUUGUUUUAAAACUUUUCAAAACUAAACCUUUAGCUUUAAAUAGGUAUCUAGCAUAUUCCUGUAAAGAAUAUAUUGUUUCCCAUUGGUAAGGUUUAUUCUAAAUAGUUUGGGCUUUGAAUUUGGUUAAGUCUAUCCAACUAUCCCAAACAAAGUAUUGUUAUAUUACAUCAAGGCCUAAUCCGCCAUGGUUGACAAAGUCAUUUUUUAGGGUUUUAGAUUUGAAGUAGUACAAAAAUCGAUCGAUGCGUAAUUUAAACGUUCAAUUACAUUGUAUGGUGUUUAGGUAGUGGCAGUUUUUUGAUUGUCAACAGGAAUUCCCCCAUGUACAUUCAAGUGUAGUGUCAAUUAGCAAUCUCUCUGUUGCUUUUAGCGCACUAAACAGAUCGUUUGUCGAGUGUCCUUGGUGAAAGGUAUACUUUAGGGUACUUAAAGAAAUUAGAAUGUAACUUUAUUAAAUUGUUUUUGUGAUAACAAAAUAUCGAGGCAGAAAAAAGUGUGUAGAUGGUUUUGGUAUGAUGCAGCGCGUUUAUAUCGUAUGGUGAUAUGAUAGGUAAUAUUGGGAUUGCAUCUCAGGAACAUGGACAAACCUCCCUUUGUGGAUGUUCCCGAUAGAGCAAAAAGAAGGAAACAUGUAAAAAGGUUUAUUAAUACCCUCACAAAAUGUUUGUAUAUUUUUGUAGUUAGGGCAUUUUUGUAAACGACUUUUUUUUUUGUGUUUCCGUCAUUUUGAUGUAUUAUCGUGGUGAUUACUUUUGAUUUAUUACAUUAUUGGCAUCUUAGAUGUUCCUCAGAAUAUUGUUGACUCUGUUUAACUGGAGAUCCCUUUUUGUUUUGUUGGUGUUGUCUAAACAUAUUUUUAAUAUUAGAACAACCUGUGAUAUCUUAUUUUGUUGCUUUUUUCCAUUAUUUAAAUAUAGUUAUUCCUGAAA
Cylas formicarius (sweet potato weevil) is the source of this 3950-nucleotide messenger RNA. RefSeq names its product GRAM domain-containing protein 2A-like. The coding region runs from base 367 to 2532 and encodes 721 amino acids. Gene Ontology annotation, biological process: intracellular sterol transport. Lineage: Eukaryota; Metazoa; Arthropoda; Insecta; Coleoptera; Brentidae. Gene Ontology annotation, molecular function: sterol transfer activity; sterol binding. Gene Ontology annotation, cellular component: endoplasmic reticulum-plasma membrane contact site; plasma membrane; endoplasmic reticulum membrane. The record is from RefSeq and is a predicted model, not a curated record. The transcript is spliced from 7 exons.